Messenger RNA from Galleria mellonella (greater wax moth), 3240 nucleotides. RefSeq names its product nuclease SbcCD subunit C-like. The transcript is spliced from 13 exons. The coding region runs from base 391 to 3108 and encodes 905 amino acids. The record is from RefSeq and is a predicted model, not a curated record. Gene Ontology annotation, cellular component: catalytic step 2 spliceosome. Gene Ontology annotation, biological process: negative regulation of RNA catabolic process; regulatory ncRNA-mediated post-transcriptional gene silencing. NCBI's taxonomy places the organism in Eukaryota, Metazoa, Arthropoda, Insecta, Lepidoptera, Pyralidae.
CAGAUAUAAAAUAAAGCAGACUAAGCAAGAGGGAUUAAAGGCAAAGAUUUUGUAAUUCCUUGUUCUUGGGUAUAAUCACAUUUUCGCUCGUUUUUGUGAUUGCAUUAUCAGUUUGUUAAUAACUAAGUAUUAAGUUGCUAAUAUACUCGUUGGUACUUAGUAACUUAUCCUAAAUCUUUGGUAUUUAUUGAAUCUAAUCUGUGACCGAGGAAAACAAUAAGUAAAAAAAAAAUUCUAGAACUCGUACCAAAACAAAUUUAUAAAACAUCUUCAUAUAAUUAAUAUCUUGUGAUUUGCGGUCACCAGUGGCGAAUAAAUUAAUAAUGAAUUAAAUUAAUUCAUAAUAAUUUAAAGAAAUUAAUACAUACCUAGUAGACACCUAUAAGAAUCAUGUCUCUAUUCCCUGCUUAUGCGAGUAAAGAUGCUGAUGAUUCUAGAGAUUUAGCUGGAAAAUUUGAUUUGGAAGAUCAAGAUUGGCAGCAAGACGCGACUGACUCGAGAGAAAAAUUCCUGCUCGCAAGCGACGAUGAGGACAACAGCAAGGCUCAAGAGGAGCCUUCACAGACAGCGCCUCAUAGUCCACUAUGUCAGGAUUUCUAUUUAGAUACCAAAAUAGACCGUGGCAAUUUACGAGUAUCCACACUGUAUUACCCUGGGAGACCCCAGUACAGCGUGGCCGGCGACGAGCGAGAGGCGCGCCGCGCCCGUAAGCGGCGCGCAUGCCGCUACUUCGACGCCGAUAGCACCGCGGCUGUCGCCGACGCCGCCGACGACGCCGAGGUCACCGCACGGGUCGCCGCAUUCCGGGGCAUGCUCGCCGAUAACCCCUGCGACGAGGACCUAUGGUUGAGGUUCAUCGAUUUUCAGGAGCGCUGGCGCGGCGGCGCGGCGGCGCUGGCGGCGGCCGAGGAGGCGGCGGCGCGCCGGCCGGCGGCGCGCGCGCUGCGGCUCGAGCGCUGGCGCCUGGCGGCCGCGCACCUGCCCGCCGACCGCUACCUGGCCGCGCUGCGCGACCACAUCCGCACAGAGAAGUCGAGUCGCGUGCAGCUAGAACUGUGGGAGCGGCUGGUGCGGGCGCUGGCGGCGGCGCCGGGCGGCGACGCGGCCGCGCCGGCCGCCGCCGUCGGCGCCGCGCUGGCGCACUCGGCGCGCGGCGGCGGCUGCGCGCUCGCCUACCCGCGUCUCCUAUUUGUCUACGGCGAGUUCCUGCAGGCCGCGGGGCUCUGGGAGCGGCUCGUGCUGCUGCUCGAGCUCGUCCUCGCGAUGAGCUUCCCGCCGUCGGAGGCGUUCCCGCCGCGGCCGAACCCGCCGCGCGCGGCCGCGGUCGAGCGCCGCCUGCGCCAGCACGAGGACGAGCUGAUCGCGAGCGGGCUGCCGCUGAGCACGGUGUGGGCGCGCGUGGAGCGUGCGCGCGCCGCCGCGCACUGGCGGCCCGCCGCCGCCGCCGACGACGCCGAGCUCGCCGCCGACCCGCAGCGCGCGCCGCUCGCCGCCGACGUGGCCGAGCUGCUGCGGCCCGUGGCCGACGCGCGCGCCCGCUUCCUGCUGCUCGUGCAAGCGCUGCGCCUGGCCAAGGUGCCGCCGCUGCCCGCCGCCGGCUACGUGCUGCGCGCCGUCGGCGGCGCCGUGCCCACCGGCGGCGAGGCGCUGCUGCCGCUCGUGCGCGCGGCGCGCCGCCUGCCCGCCGCGCACCCGGCGCGCGCGCCGUCGCCGGCCAGCGCCGCCACCGCGCUCGCAGCGCUCGUCGACCCGCCACACUACUUCUCCGACGACACCGGGUUCCUGAGCUGGGUCGAAGGUCUCUGGGAGGCGGCGGGCGACUGGACGGGCGGCUCGCACCGGCUCGCGCUGCUGUGCUGGCGGCUGCGCUGGCUGCACGCGCUCGCGCUGCUGGCCGAGCCGGCCGACGAGCGCGGGCGCGCGGAGCUGCGGCGGCUGCGCGGCGUGGCUCGCGCGGCGCUGCGCCAGCACGCGGGCGGCGCGGCGCUGCCUUUCGCGCUAUUCGCGCGGCUGGAGGCGGCGGCGGCCGGGCCGCGCGCCGGCCGCGCCGCCGCUCUACACGCGCUGCGCGCGGCGCUGCGAGACGCCGCGUGCCCGGUGGCGCAGCGCCUCCUUGUGGCCAGGGUCGUGUCGGAGCUAGGCGCCGCGGUCGAGGGCCAGUGGGCGGUGGCGUGCGCGGUACUCGGUCGUGCUGCGCCGUCCGACGAUGAGCUCAGCGGCGCGCCGCCGCCGCGCUUGCUCGCCGACGCGCUCAACGAGUGCGAGAGGCGGUGCGACGAGGUGGAGCGGACGCUGGCGGAGGCCGCGCGCGCCGGCGAGGAGGCGGCGGAGGAGGACGCGUGCGCGGCGCUGCUGCCCGGCGCCGCCGAGUGGGCCGGCGCGCGCGCGCUGCUCGCGCCGCCGGCGCGCCGCCGCGAGCUCUGCGACCGCUUGCUCGCGCUCUCCGUCCGCGACUUGGCCGCCGCGGCGGCCGAGCGCUACUACGAGCAGAGCGCGUGUGCGCUGGCGCGCGCCGCCGCCGCGCACCAGCGCGCCGCCCGCACGGCGCGCGCGCUCGCGCCGCGCCACCCGCACUCGGCGCUGCUCGCGCUGCUGGGCGAGGGCGCGCCGCUGUGGGCGCGCGACGCGGGCGCCGAGGCGCGGCCGGCGGGCGCGCGCCGCGCCGCGCACUGCGCCGCGCUGGCCGCGCUGCUGCCGCCGCUGCUGCGCGCGCCGCCCGCGCGCUGGCCGCCGCGGGACGCGCGCCGCGUGGCGCGGGCAGCGCGCCGCCACGCCCGCGCGGCCGCCGGCGGCGCGCCGCUGCUGGCGCUGUGGCUCGAGGCCGAGGCGCGCGCCGAGCGGCCGGCGCCCGCGCGCGCCCUGUACGCCGCGCUCGACGCCGCGCCGCACGCCAAGUGGCUGUACGUGCGCGGCGCGCAGUGGUGCGGCGCGGAGGCGGCGGCGCUGGCCGACCUGCUGCUCGAGCGCCAGCUGCGCCUGCACGCGCUGCGCGACGAGCUCGAGCCGCUGCCCGCCGCCGCUGCCGCCGCCACCGCCGCCGCCACCGCCGCCGCCACCACCGCCGCCGCCACGGACACCGACCGGACCCUUGACCGCGAGGACAUAUGAAGAAUGGCGUUAAAUUGUAUGUGCAGACGUAUACAUCUAAGAUAGAAGUGAUCGUCGACCGACUGAGAAAACCAAUAUACAAUAAUUAGUAUAUAAUAAAUGUGUAAUUUCUUACUAAAGUUUUUCAUUUUA